Zerene cesonia (dogface butterfly) is the source of this 1864-nucleotide messenger RNA. It is a transcript of the gene Caf1-105, whose product is annotated as chromatin assembly factor 1 subunit B. Gene Ontology annotation, molecular function: protein binding. The record is from RefSeq and is a predicted model, not a curated record. Gene Ontology annotation, biological process: nucleosome assembly; DNA replication-dependent chromatin assembly. Gene Ontology annotation, cellular component: nucleus; CAF-1 complex. The transcript is spliced from 8 exons. Lineage: Eukaryota; Metazoa; Arthropoda; Insecta; Lepidoptera; Pieridae.
UAAAAUUGGCGCCAAUUUAGCUUUUAUUGAGUUGAAAACAAAAACAUAUAACAAGAAUAAAUAAUUUAUAAUGAAGUUUGCAAUACCAGAAAUUUCUUGGCACAAUAGGGAUCCUGUGUUAAGUGUAGAUUUUCAACCACGAUCUGAUUUAAAAGAUCCCUUACGUCUUGCUACUGGUGGUACAGAUUCUCACGUUGUCAUAUGGUAUGUUUCAGUAUCAGAAACAGGAACAGUCAAUUUAGAAGUAGCAGCAGAUCUAACAAAGCAUCAUAAAGCAGUUAAUGUUGUAAGGUGGUCACCCAAUGGCCAGUUAUUAGCAUCUGGUGAUGAUGAGUCUAUUGUAUUUGUUUGGAAACAAAAGAAUGAGGAUCCAGCCCCACCUGUGGAGGGUGAAGAGCAGUAUAAAGAAACAUGGGUUAUACAUAAGACUCUCCGUGGUCACAUGGAAGAUGUCCUUGACCUGAGCUGGAGUAGUGACUCCCUCCACCUGGCAUCAGGCUCAGUGGAUAACAAGUUAUUGGUGUGGGAUGUGGGUCGUGCACGGUAUACCAGCCUGAUAAAUGAUCAUAAGGGCUUUGUACAAGGUGUGGCUUGGGACCCUAAGGGGCAGAUAAUAGCAUCCACAUGUACAGAUAGAGUAUUCCGCACAAUAGACAUAACAACAAAAAAAGUGACUUCACGAAGCAGCAAAGCCAUUCUUCCAUUUCCUCCUGAUCAUCCCUUGCAUGGAGUUAAAGUGCGACUCUACCAUGAUGAUACUCUACAGACUUAUUACCGCAGAUUACAUUUUAGUCCUGAUGGCAUGUUUAUAGCUGUUCCUGGAGGCAAAAUCGAACCUGAACAAGGCAAGGUGGAUAUAAAGCCUAUCAAUGCUGUAUAUAUUUAUUCAAGAUACUCUCUUAAAGUUCCGCUGUGCGUGGUGCCGUGCGGCGAGCCGGCGCUGGCGGCGCGCUGGGCCCCGGCGCAGUUCCGCGUGCGCGCCGGCGGGCCCGCGCCGCGCUGCCCCGCGCCGCGCCGCGUGAGCGCCCGCAGCAUAAUACUCACUGUCACCUGAAAACUAUAUUAAAAUCUUGUAACUUUAUUGCGCAGACUCACAGACCUUAGCUGGUCAAGCGACGGGCGAGUGCUGGUCGCUUCGAGCACGGACGGGUUCUGUUCGCUCAUCACCUUCGAAGAGAACGAGUUGGGUGAAGCCCUGCCCCCCACCGCCGAUGUGCCAGCUACAGAGGCAAUGGAUGUAGACGAACCCCAAACAGAAAUAAAGGAAACUCCAGAAGAAAAACCAGUAAAGACCAAAUCAGAGCUGCCCAAAAUAGAUUCAUACAUUAAAUUCAAAACACCUUCAGAGAAAUCACCUAAAAAACAAAAAGUCGAAACGACGCAACAGAAAACGCCAGUCAAAGUGGAUUUAUUAGUGGAAACUGCGAUGCCUUCGUGGUCGGAUAAUUCUAGCAAUGACGUCAUCAAACCGAGUAAAAACAAUGACGUAGUUAUCGUAGAAGAUAGUGAAGACAUGAAACUUGUAUAUGACGAUACGGAAGGCAAGAGCCAAUCUCCGAAGAUAAUCACCGAGAAUGAACACGCAGAAUCAAAUAAAAAAUUAACAGAAUCUCCUAAAAAUGCAAAUAAAUCGAGCGAAAAAACAUCAGCGAUAUCCUCUAAAAAUAGCCAAGGAUCUCAGCCAAGUACUCCGACGUCGAAAAACGUAGAUUUUAUGAAGCAAGCUAAAAUAACAGAUAUCAAAAAGCCCGUGUCAGUUAAAACUGUACAGAGCCCCAAAGCGCCACGGCGAGUUAGCUUUGUGACUCUAUCUAGCCCUAAGAACAAGAAAUCCUGUUAGUUGUAAUAAAUUACUAUUUAUGAC